Messenger RNA from Suillus plorans, 699 nucleotides. RefSeq lists its product as uncharacterized. Bases 1 to 699 code for a protein of 232 amino acids. The record is from RefSeq and is a predicted model, not a curated record. NCBI's taxonomy places the organism in Eukaryota, Fungi, Basidiomycota, Agaricomycetes, Boletales, Suillaceae. The transcript has 10 exons.
AUGGCCUGUCUCUCAAGCGAGACUUUACAUUCCAGUUCCUCAGUCACAGUGAUGAUGUUGGUCGACUCCGUACCGAGCGUCGAUGACAAUGCUUGUAUUUACGGUAUCCAUCCUCCCAGCUUGCAAUAUUUCGCUGGUACGCCCGCCGUUUGCGUGUCAUUUGUGGGGUAUCUGUGGAUAGGCACGCAGCCCAUGCUUUAUCCUCUCUAUUGUCCGCCUGCCAGUCUGGAUGAUCUCAAACUAAAACUGUCACUAUUUGCUUAUUUGCAUGCUCCUAUGAGUCAUGGCACGCCAUAUGAGCGAGAGGGCAAGGAAGUCCCUGUAUUUGUCUUAGCUCUGCCUGAAAUCAUGCCGUUUCUCAAUUUGCCAUGGUUACGGGAAAAUUUUCCUCCACAGCGCCAUAUACGGUGUGUUGGGGUGGCUCGCGAACACGAGCCUGAAACUCUGAUUCAUUUCGCGCAGUAUCCUUACGGGUACUACCUCCCCAGUGAUCAGUCGGUCAACGGCUCUGAAUCAAUUCUCCAGACUACAUGGGUAGAAAGAGACAGCCAGACACAGUCUCCAAAGAAUCAUGACGACCUGUCCCAACUGGCGAAGGGGUCUCGCAUACCUACGCAUCCUCAUGAGGGUUCAUGUUCCGAUGUCAGAGUCCGCAAUAUUGGCGCUCGCUCUUCCGUGGAUGAGCCAGUUCAUGUAUGA